Molecule: messenger RNA, 5394 nt
Organism: Alternaria incomplexa
Lineage: Eukaryota; Fungi; Ascomycota; Dothideomycetes; Pleosporales; Pleosporaceae
Exons: 4
Coding region: 1-5394 (1797 amino acids)
Cellular component (GO): cytoplasm
Molecular function (GO): nucleic acid binding; ATP binding
Source: RefSeq, a predicted model, not a curated record
AUGGCUGCCGACAAGCAAGGUACCGAGGAGCAGAUCCUCCAAUGGUACUCCAACCUCUACAGCCGCCGGGUCGACCUGGUAGGCGACUUUGCAGGCAGUGAGCGCUUUCUCGUACACGGCGAAUCACUUUUGCUUCAGUGCUUCGGCGACCCACACAUCGAUUUCGACCCUGGAUAUCAAUUGCUGCACGCAUCGUACGCCGUCGAGAAAUUCCUACAGGGUCUCGUCUCUCGAGGCUGCAACUUCCACAUUGCCUUCUUCGACGAACAUCAAGAUCUUUGCGUACCCCAGGAUGCGUCGCCAGCCAUAAGCGAGAAGUACCUGCUUGCACGAGCAGCUAUCAUCCGCCAUCUCAAGGUCAACCUGCCAGAUGCUGUCCCAGAGAUUGAGAUCAACACCUUCUCAUCAGUAUCAUCCGAUGGCUUCACGGAGUAUCUGCGUGCUACAGACAUUUACUUCGUCUUGUGUCAUGACGGAGCUUCCUUCACUGACAUCCGCAAGAAGUUGGUCCUACAGAAGGACCUUGAUACCCCACAGGGUGAAAACAAGGAUGUACAGGAGCGCCAACAAGAGUACAAGACAUCUUUCCGCACAUUCAUAUACAGUAUGAUGCAGCGAGGCUAUAGUGCGGCGCUUGUGAACGGACUGGAGUGGGCCGAUACCAAAGUCGUCACAACUGUUCUGGAGCACGCACGCUCUAUGACGCUUGAUGUCUCAUCAGCAGAGCCCCAUACAAACAAGAGAUUGACCGAUGUCGUUGAUCUGUCGCACAUGCGCGGCUUUCUGCAGACGAUCAGGACUUCUUGCGAUCAACUCCUAACUGAGCGCGAAUACUUGACAGUACUGGUAGCUUCAAAGCUCGCAGCUUCGCAUGCCGAUCUGUCGGCUGUCUUAUUGCAGCAUGCAGCAUUGCUCUCGGAGCUUCCACUAUCUGAUCGUAUCAUCAAGCAGCGCGAUAUUCCGGAUGACGUCAAAUCUUUCAUUUUGGACUUCUGCCACGAGGCGCGCAAGUUUAUUGGUAGUCCUGCAUGGGCUGAAGCCUUCAAAGGCCAUCCGGACUGCGAUUUGGCGGAUCUUAUCGACGGAAGACUUCUCGCACAGUGCGCGCGUAAUCCCGCCACAGAGCCCAGCGAGCAUCUCCAAACCCUGCUCAAGGCCACAGCAGCUCUGGACGUCCACGAUCUCCCAGCUCAGCCAAAGUCCAUUUCCACAACAAGCACGGACACUGCUGCGGCCCAGAACAGCGAUGAAGAGACAACUACGUACAAAGUUUUGCCCUUCUCGAACGACGUUUUCGAUCCUCAUCUGGCGCCUAUCAAACUAGAUGUGUCAAAGUCAGGAGGCAAGGCAGACCCGACUACUGCUAACAUCUUCCGCGAAGUUACGCAUUGGCAUAACCAGAGAUCGUUGAAUCAGAAAACAAAGGUCGUUGUCGAGAAAGAUCCGAAGAUAGCGAAGAAGGCUCUCCGCCGAAACCAGUUCUUCAUGGCCGAGAUGACUUCGUACGCCGCCAGUCUAACAAACGCCGUUGGCAAGGUACUAGAUCCAGAGACCAUCACUCUCGGCGACAAGUCGAAAGCAGGCCAAGCAAAAUCUAUGACACCGACUCAGACGAUCGAGAACAAGCGACCGAAGCAAUCGUCUAGACAGAGCACUAAGAACAUUAAUGCAUCAAAGGAGGCCAUGCUUGCCAACAUCGCCGCAGGCUCGAAGCGCAAAGAUGAGGAGAACGCGAAACAAUGGUACCAAGCCUGGACCGUCUCAUGUGCGGGCCUUGAGAAGCAGGUCGACUUGGCUUCCAGAUACAACAAAGCCAGGCAAUACCUAGCCGACCGCAAUGAGGCUCAGCGCCAGGUCAUUGGUCCCGAUGUGCGGAUGUACAUGCUGAACGUUCUCCUGGAGAUGUGGGUGCGAUUUUGCCGUGACGGCGCCAAAGAGAAGGGUCUUUAUGUCGCUGCGCUUCUUUUCGAUACUGCUCGGACUAUUAGCAACUAUGAGACUGUUACCAAGACGAUUGCAAAGUGUCUGGCUCUAACGAUUGAGCGCCUGAAGCUGCCCACGCUGCAAGUGCCCACAGAACAAGGCGAUCGGAAGCUGCCGUUCAAGUUUGUUCUGGAAGAGACUGUUGUAUCGGAUCUAGCCUUGACCCUCUCUCCAGAGGAGUUUCAGCUUCUCCACUGCGGACCGUACUUUGACCGUACGAUCGAUUCGGCGCCAGAUUCCCGUGUACCGUUCGAGCCAGAUGCGUGGCAGCGACGCGUGCUGGACGAAAUUGAUGCUCGCCGCAGUCUGCUCGUUAUUGCCCCAACUUCAGCGGGUAAGACAUUCAUCUCGUUUUACGCCAUGAAGCAGGUUCUCGAGGCGAACAACGAUGAUGUUCUUGUAUAUGUUGCUCCCACCAAAGCUUUGGUCAACCAAAUCGCCGCUGAAAUCCAGGCACGAUUCUCGAAGAACUACAAGUACAGCCAGUCUGUUUGGGGUAUUCACACACGAGACUACCGGAUCAACAACCCCACAGGAUGUCAGAUUCUUGUAACAGUUCCCCACAUUCUCCAGAUAAUGCUGUUGGCCCCUAGCAACGCGAAGAGCUGGUCCGAACGAGUGAAGUGGAUUAUCUUCGAUGAAGUCCACUGUAUCGGCCAAGCCGAAGACGGUGUCGUCUGGGAACAGCUGUUACUCAUGGCUCCCUGCCCCAUCAUCGCGCUCUCGGCAACCAUUGGUAAUGCAGAAUCUUUCAAUGACUGGCUAUCCGCUAGUCAGAAAGCCGCUGGCAAUGAAUUGGUCAUGGUACAACACCCACACAGAUAUUCUGACCUCCGAAAGUUUGUAUACACGCCGCCCGCCAAACGCAACGCAGCUAGCUAUCUGCCGCUCCCGAGCAACCGCUCAUUUGCGCAGCUGGGAUUGGACGAACAUACAGACUUCGCUUUCCUGCAUCCUGUAGCCAGCUUGAUCAAUCGUACGCGCGGACUGCCCAGCGACUUGUCCCUUGAAGCCCGAGACUGCCUUACCUUAUGGCAGAGUAUGACCAAGCACCAGACGGCCGAGUACCCGGUAGACAAGUCUCUGGAUCCAUCUUCAAUACUCCCGACAGUCAUCAAGAAGGCAGACAUAAUCAACUGGCAGGCUGGCCUCAAGAAGCUUCUUACUGCAUGGAUGGCCGAUGACAAGUCGCCUUUUGCUGAAGUUCGGAAGGAUCUCAGCAGCCCCAUUUCUGGCUUGCAAGAGCAUCAAGUCAGCGAGGACGCUGGAAACGACGCUGUAGACAACAAGGGACAACUCGAUGAGUUGGGCAUGGAAAUCAGCCACGACAUCUCUAGCAUACUACCUUUGCUCGCUGAUCUGCAGCAACAAGACGCGCUUCCGGGUAUCAUAUUCAACUACGAUCGUGCGAUUUGCGAGAAGAUGUGCCAAACGCUCAUGAAGCAACUUGUCGAUGCCGAAGUCGCCUGGAAGGAGACUAGCCCGAAAUGGAAGAUCAAGCUGCAGCAGUGGGAGGACUGGAAGAAGGAGGUUGCGAGACGAGAGAAGCAAGGCCUUCGCGGAGAUGCCUCGAAGGGCAUGACUAAACAGGACCAGAUGAAAGAAGCCGCCAACGUCGAGGUCAGCACCUUUGCUUCGUUUGAUCCGAACAAGCCUCUCGAUGGAUUCCACUUCGCGGAUCACAAGAAGUUGUCACAAGAAGAAUUUGCUGUACACGCGAAGGAGCUACGUUAUCGUGGGGUCGAUGAAUGGCUUAUCGACGGCCUCAUGCGCGGUAUCGGUGUCCAUCACGCUGGUAUGAACCGAAAGUACAGGUACUGCGUUGAGAUGUUAUUCCGAAAGGGUUACCUUCGCGUUGUGAUCGCAACAGGUACACUUGCUCUCGGUAUCAACAUGCCCUGUAAGACUGUCGUCUUCUCAGGCGACUCUGUCUUUUUGACGGCGCUCAACUUCCGUCAAGCCGCCGGUCGUGCAGGUCGUCGAGGUUUCGAUAUGCUUGGAAAUGUCGUUUUCCACGGAGUGUCUCUCAGCAAGAUCCACAAACUCAUCAGCUCCCGGUUACCUGAUCUCAACGGACAUUUCCCCAUCACGACAACACUGGUGCUCCGUUUGUUCACGUUGUUGAACUCAUCCGAGAAUGCGCCGUUCGCUGUCCGAUGCGUCAACUCCCUGCUCUCACAGCCACGACUCUACCUUGGUGGCGAGGAUGCGAAGAUGACAGUCCUCCAUCAUCUGCGUUUCUCAAUUGAGUACCUGCGGAGACAGCAUCUUCUGGAUGCGCAAGGUGUACCUUUGAACUUUGCAGGUGCUGUAUCGCAUCUGUACUUCACCGAGAACUCAUCCUUUGCCUUCCACGCUCUGCUGAAGGAUGGAUACUUCCACGAGCUUUGCGCCAAGAUCGACACAAACAAAGAGGUGGUAUUACGCGAACUUAUGCUCACUAUGUCGCAUUUGUUUGGCCGACGUCACUGUCGACAGGCGGACGAAGAAUACGUACGAGAGAUCGUGAAGAAGAGCCCAUCGCUUGUGUUCCUGCCUUCAAUGCCAGAGCACGCUGCGAAUGUGUUGCGUCGCCACAACAAGACUACGCUCGACAUUUUCACAGCUUACGUGCGCAGUUUCGUCGACCAACAUGUUCAGGAGCCGGACAACACGCUCCCAUUGACAGAUGUCACCGUCGGUGCCGAAGCCUCUCCGAAAUCAGAGAGCCAGAACGUGAAGGCACGCUCCACUUUUGUUGCUCUUUCGGGAUACGAUGACAAGUUCGAGUCCAUUCACGAUCUGUGCAGCACUAGCCGUUCCGGCGUUUUCCUUGAAGAGGCCGUCGUACCUCACGUUGGCCUCUACCCUGAGGAUUCCGAUCUCCCGCUGAACGCUUACCUUUAUGACUUCUUCAUGCACGGUGACGUCAACGCUCUGAUCACGGCCAACAAGAUUCGUCGUGGAGAUGUAUGGUUCGUACUGAACGACCUCAGUAUGACGCUCGCCACGAUUACUACAAGUUUGUCAAACUUCUUGGGUCUUGCAACAGAGUCCGAUCUCGAUUUCAUCGACGUCCGAGGUGGUGGUGACGACGAGGAAGAGAACCGGGAAGACAAAAUGCUACCGAGUGACACUGCGACAGAGGCCAGUUCAGCCACCACUGCUUCCACGAGCAAAGUCCCACCCAAGCAGGAACUGGCGUUCCAACCCAAGAAGAAGGCCAAGAAGAAGGUCGAAGAAUCAUGGGAGGAUGAGAUGGGGAGCUCUUCCAGCGAAUCGGAAGUCGAAGAGAGCUGGGAUGCCGAUGACGAUGAUGAGAAGAAGGAACCGCCCGCUUGGGAGGAAGGCGAGGGCUUGUUGAAUGUGCUGAAGGCGUUCAAGGCUCUGAAAGAAGACUUUGACACCAAGUUCAAGGCUAUGUGGGCUUAA